AUGGCGAGCGGCCUGGUGACGGCUGCCUGUCUGGAGUCUGACACGAUGGCACCGGAGCCGGAGCCCGAGCCGGAGCCCGCGGGCUGGACCCCCGAGGAGCAGCCGGCCAGCGGAGGGAAAGGUUUGCUCCAGGAUGAGGACUCCUGCAGUGAUUGUAGCAAUUAUGUUAAGGCAGCUACUAGUUUACACAGUUUCAUUCUAGAAGGUAAAACACCUUUCCCAGAAAUUUUCCAAACAAGUCAACUUUUGUUCUAUGAGCGAUUCAGAGCCUAUCAAGAUUACAUUUUAGCUGACUGCAAGGCCUCUGAGGUAAGAGAAUUCACAGCUGAGUUCUUGGAGAAGGUCCUCGAACCGUCGGGAUGGCGGGCAGUCUGGCACACUCAUGUGUUCGAGGUGCUGGUCGAGGUCACAGACGUGGACUUCUCUGCACUGAAGGCGGUGGUGAGGCUUGCUGAGCCAUACCUCUGUGAAUCUCGAGUGAGCACUUUUACCUUGGAGUGUAUGAAUGAGCUCCUUGAUCUGAAGGAGCACCGGUUGCCCCUGCAGGAGCUGUGGGUGGUGUUUGAUGAUUCAGGAGCGUUUGACGAGACAGCCCUUGCAAUCGAGCAUGUCAGGUUUUUCUACCAAAACAUUUGGCGGAAUUGGGAUGAAGAAGAGGAAGAUGAGUAUGAUUAUUUUGUCCGAUGUGUUGAACCUCGAUUGAGAUUGCAUUAUGACAUUCUUGAAGACCGUGUUCCUUCAGGACUAAUUGUUGACUAUCGGAAUCUGCUGUCACAAUGUGAGGAGAGUUACAGAAGGUUUUUAAAUCUGAGGAGCAGUUUGUCAAAUUCUAACUCUGAUUCUGAGCAGGAAAACAUCUCUAUGGUGGAAGGGUUAAAACUAUAUUCAGAGAUUGAACAGCUGAAACAGAAGCUGAAACUCAUUGAGAAUCCUUUGCUGAGAUAUGUAUUCGGUUACCAAAAGAAUUCUAAUAUCCAAGCGAAAGGUGUCCGUGUGAGUGGCCAGAAGGUAGCCCAUGUGGUCUCCUCUACCAUAAGGACUGGCCUACUGCAAUCUCUGCUCAGGGACAAGCUUUGUCAGGAGUCCUGUAGGGAAGACAUAGAAAUUCAGUUCCAUCAUGAUCCACUGUCUGCGAUAAAUUCCUGCUAUGAAGGCGACACUGUUAUUGUGUGUCCUGGCCAUUACAUUGUCCAUGGCACGUUCUCCAUUGCGGACUCCAUUGAGUUGGAAGGAUAUGGUCUACCAGAUGAUGUUGUGAUCGAAAAGAGGGGCAAAGGAGACACUUUUGUGGAUUGUACAGGUGCAGAUAUUAAAAUCUCAAGUUUAAAAUUUGUUCAGCAUGGUGCUGUAGAAGGAAUCAUAAGCAUUCACCGUGGCAAGACUACAUUAGAAAACUGUGUACUGCAAUGUGAAACUACAGGAGUUACCGUAAGAACAUCAGCAGAAUUAUUAAUGAAGAACUCAGAUUUAUAUGGUGCCAAGGGUGCUGGUUUAGAAAUAUAUCCAGGGAGUAAGUGCACCUUGAGUGACAAUGGGAUCCAUCACUGCAAAGAAGGGAUACUCAUUAAGGACUUCUUAGAUGAGCAUUAUGACAUUCCCAAAAUAACUAUGGUGAAUAAUGUCAUACAUAAUAAUGAAGGUUAUGGCGUUGUCUUGGUGAAACCUACGAUUUUCUCUGACCUGCAAGCAAAUGCCCAAGAUGAAACUGAAGGAAAUAAAGUGCUUAAAAUUCAGACAAGUGGAGAGGUAGAUGCAGAUGAAAAAGUGGAUUUUGAAGAGAUAAUUCAAUGUGCAACAGAUAAAAUGGAGCUUUAUGCAAGAACUGACUUUUCUGAUCAAGUUGAAGGCAAUUGUGAAAUCAUAAAUGAACUAGUUGCUGCCUCCACAAAGAAAGGCCAGAUGAAGAAGAAAAGGUUGAGUGAACUGGGAAUCACAGAAGCUGAUGACAACCUCAUGUCCCAGGAGAUGUUUAUUUCUAUUGUGGGAAACCAAUUCAAGUGGAACGGGAAGGGGAGCUUUGGAACAUUUCUUUUCUGACCACUAUAAUGCGACUAGAUAUCAAAAUAUUGGAAUUGCAUGUGCUGCCCUGAGACCACUGCUGCUAUCAUAGUUGGCUUCAUGUCUACGUUUUCUAUUCAGUGUGCUCACUUGGGUUUGCGUGUAAUGUAGAUUUAUCUCUGUCUGCAGAUAUUGCACAGACAAGACUCCUCCUUUACAAGAACGGUCAUGAAAACAUGUAAUAGAAACUAUUUGGUGAUUUUCUUAAAGCUAGGAAGCCUUGCUUUCCUAAACACAUAUUUCUCUUAUAUUAAGCUUAUUUAUAACUCUCCAGUGUAAAUACACUUUAAUCUAGUCUCUUCACAGAGGAGCAAGGGCAGGAAUGAACCAAGAGUGCACAAAAAUAAGUGUCAAAUAUGGUGUUCUUCUCGUAGUUGUCUUUGUAUCCAAUUACAGGGAGUCUGAUUUCUAAGCAGUAUUUGCAUAAUACUUGUCUUAAAAUAAAAGCUUUUAUGAUUGGGAAGUUAUCUGUCUAAUCAGACUUAUUAUUCAGAAUCUGAGUGGGCUGCAUUUUUAUGUUAAGCUAUGCAGUCAUUAAAACAGUAAUAGAUAGCAUUGAAGGUUUGAAACAGAAAAUGAAAUGGAUUGUUCAGAGCCAGUACCUAUGUAAGGCAUUUUCUUUAUUGAUGAAUAUGAAUGAUUGCAAUGAAGGUGUUUUUCUUUCACUUGAACAGCUUCUGAUCAGAUUUCUUUGCUUACAAAGUCAAACUGAUUACUUAUACAACCUGUAUUAGCUACAUGUUCUUGAUAUAUUAUAAAACACAGCCACUAAAAGUAUUUAUAUUAAAAAAUAUAUAUGUGAUAAUAAUGUGCCUACUGAUUAAAAUUAUACUGAUGAAUUAUCAA
Molecule: messenger RNA, 2904 nt
Organism: Echinops telfairi (small Madagascar hedgehog)
Lineage: Eukaryota; Metazoa; Chordata; Mammalia; Afrosoricida; Tenrecidae
Gene: SHCBP1
Product: SHC binding and spindle associated 1
Exons: 13
Coding region: 1-2037 (678 amino acids)
Biological process (GO): fibroblast growth factor receptor signaling pathway
Source: RefSeq, a predicted model, not a curated record